UAUUGAAAGUCCACCUCUCUCCCUCUCCCUCUCGCUCUCUCACUCUGCUUCUUUCUCUUUCCUCUCACUCUCUUUCUCGGUUUCCGAUGGCUGCAAAAGGAAAGUAUUCCGGUUCCGAUAACUGAUUUUUCUGCUAUUUCUCUCUCUUUUUGGCACGGCAUGGCUGAGAAAGACCUCGUUUCGCAGACCUUCCGGGCCCUCGUUGAGGGCGCGGACCGCAAGUUCUCCAGGGUCCGGGACGUGCCGGCGUACGGACGCGUGACGAGUCACCACUACUUUCACAAGGUGUUCAAGGCGUAUACACGCCUUUGGAAGUACCAGCAGGAGCACCGGCCGGAACUCCUCAAGGCCGGCCUCAACCGCUGGGAAAUCGGCGAGAUCGCCAGCCGGAUCGGCCAGCUCUACUUCGGACAGUACAUGCGGACCAGCGAGGCCAGGUUCUUGGUCGAGGCAUACGUCUUCUAUGAAGCGAUUCUCAGUAGGAGCUAUUUCGAGGGAUCCAAAGGCCACGGGAAGGAUCUCGCGGUAAGGUUCAAGGAAUUGAGGUUCUACGCCAGGUUUUUGCUUGUCGCCUUGAUUUUGAACCGGACCGAGAUGGUGAAGGCUCUCGUGGACCGGUUCAAGGCUGUCGUUGAUGAUAGCAAAGCUGCUUUUCGGGAAACUAACUUUAAAGAAUGGAGGCAAGUGGUGCAAGAGAUUGUCCGCUUUAUGAAAGUUGAUACAGCCUUUAUGAAUGUCAGACCCUUGCGUUAUUGUGCUAUGUUUGAUUCCCAUCCAGCUUCUGUUCCAUAUGUUGCUCGCUUCCAUGCAAAGAAGGUUCUAAAGUUUAAAGAUGCACUGCUGACAAGCUAUCAUCGGAAUGAGGUCAAAUUUGCAGAACUUACUUUGGACACUUUUAGAAUGCUGCAAUGUUUGGAAUGGGAGCAAAGUGGAUCUUUCUAUCAAAAGCGGCCAGUUGAAUCAAAUGGCAAUGGCACUUCAAUUGAUCAUUCUGGAGCUUCUGGAGUGAUUGAUAUAAAUUUGGCUGUGGACAUGACUGAUCCAACCUUACCUCCAAAUCCAAGGAAAGCUAUUCUCUAUCGUCCAUCUGUAACACACUUGAUAGCAGUUAUGGCUACAAUUUCUGAGGAGCUCCCUCCAGAUAGUGUUAUGCUAGUGUAUCUAUCGGCCUCAGGGAAGGCUGGUCCUAGUAAUUUUGCUCAAGUGGGAAGCUCUGAUGGAUCAUGGAAAUCUUCGAAAAACCAAGUCACUUCUCAGUUAUCGCAAGAGCAUAAUAGCUAUCUGCCAGAAUCAAGUAUUAAUCAUAAGGGAGAGUCAAGUGGCCACUACGAUGGUUAUCUGUGGUUUGGUCCAAGGGGAAAUGGUGGUUCAAAUAAUCUCUACCCCGGUGAUAUAAUUCCUUUUACCCGUAGACCUCUUUUCUUGAUUAUUGAUAGUGACAAUAGCCAUGCAUUCAAGGUUUUACAUGGUGCAGAGAGAGGAGAGACAGCUGCUCUACUUCUUUCACCUUUGAGGCCUGCAUUCAAGAACCCAUCUGAUGUUGAUCUGUCACAAAAUGGAAGUCAGUUUACCUUUUUCUUGACUGCUCCUCUACCAGCAUUUUGCCAAAUGCUUGGCCUCUCCUCUUUUGAUACGGAUACAGAUGUGUACAAUAAUGCGGAGGACAUACUCUCCACUGCCUUCUCUGAGUGGGAAGUAAUACUCUGUACAUCAACUAGCGUGGAUAUAGUUUGGGCACAAGUUUUAAAUGAUCCAUUUAUUAGGCGGCUUAUUCUAAGAUUCAUAUUCUGCCGAGCAGUGCUUUCAUUCUUCUGCCAUUUCGAAGAUAUUGAUCAAGAUGUUCCCGUUUGCCUGCCCCAUCUGCCAAGUUCCGUCGCUCCAAGUUCUGAUGUUGUGCGGUCUUCUGUCCAUCGGCUUGCAAAGCACCUCGGGGUUGCUGACCAUUUUCACUUUGACAACACAUAAUAAUGACAACAAAUGUCAAAGCAAGCUUGUAAAGGUAUAUUGCUGCAGACAUUUGUUUUUUUAUAAGACUUCAGAGGGUUAAUAGUUUCUACAGUUGGCAUGGACUAUUAGGAUAUUUAUACGAGGGGCUUUCGGGGGACUGUAGGAGGAAUAUAAUUGGUUAAGGAGGAGGGGCUUCAGCUGGCAGUCUAGAGAGUAUAUGUGCCGAGUGUGGUUGCUUCUGCAUGUUCUAUUGCCUAUAUGCAACCCCGCUGCUUCAUAUCAGUCUGGAUGCUAAAUUUGUAUGGUGGUUUGGUGUUAUGGUCAGAAAGUCGUUUGAUUAUUUGUAGGUUUUGUUUGAGCAAUGCAAGGUUAAUUGUUGGAGGCUUUCAA
Messenger RNA from Juglans regia (Persian walnut), 2337 nucleotides. RefSeq names its product protein SCAI. Bases 160 to 1965 code for a protein of 601 amino acids. Gene Ontology annotation, biological process: DNA-templated transcription. NCBI's taxonomy places the organism in Eukaryota, Viridiplantae, Streptophyta, Magnoliopsida, Fagales, Juglandaceae. Gene Ontology annotation, molecular function: transcription corepressor activity. The record is from RefSeq and is a predicted model, not a curated record. The transcript is spliced from 9 exons. Gene Ontology annotation, cellular component: nucleus.